This is a messenger RNA of Phialemonium atrogriseum, 1155 nucleotides long. RefSeq lists its product as uncharacterized. Lineage: Eukaryota; Fungi; Ascomycota; Sordariomycetes; Cephalothecales; Cephalothecaceae. Bases 1 to 1155 code for a protein of 384 amino acids. The transcript has a single exon. The record is from RefSeq and is a predicted model, not a curated record.
AUGUUGCUCUCUACCGAGUGCCAGAAACGCGGGUUCAACCCACAGUGGACUGCAGGUGAGAUGCGAGGCGGAAUGUUCCAGUGCUCGGUGAACCUCAAUGGGAGGGAGAUCGGCCCUGGCCCGGCCUUUUUUGCGACUUUUGAGGAAGCCAAGCGUGAGAUGGCAUCCAAGGCUUUGGAUAUUGUCAAAACCUGGCCGGUGACAAAGGCUCCCAAGCCUGCCACCCAGAACGUCCAGACCGCCACCCAGCCCCCCAUGCAGCCCGCCACCCAAUCUCGGGCCAGGGGACAGGACCUGGCAGGGCUGCUGAAGUCCGUUCAAAAGAGCAAUGCAAGCCUGAGACAAGGAAAGAGAAAGGCAAAGCAGGCCAAGGCGGCCAAGGCAGCCAACUCGGGAAAUGGCAGCCGCACUGGACACGUUGCCAGAGCCACUGCUGGCGAGCAUGCAAACCUGCAGAAGAUCAAGCAAGAGGAAGGGGUGGAACAGCGUCUAAAAGUGCCCAAGAUAGUCAAAGACUCGGGCACUACAGGCCACGCGGCUAAAGGCAAUGGCAGGGAGAAAACCUCUGGGGAGAAAACCUCCAGGGUCCUUGAAGAGGUGCAGAGCCUCAUAGGUACCACUUUCCCCGACAACUUCAAUGAAGACCCGAGGAUCGCAACCACCUUUCUCGAGGGCCUGGCUCUCGGAUCGCGCCUGGCCGAAUCUGUUGCCAAGAAUUCCCAGCUUCGGGAUGGAUCGCAGGCCCACGACCAGACUGGUCGCAGUCCCAACAGGGACGCUUUGCGGCUUCGCAGCUACCGUUCCCGGUCUCCCGUCCGCGGCCGAGACCGGGAGAGUGAUAGAAGAUGGCGUGAUCACGGCGAGCAGCGCCGCUCUAGCUAUUACAGGCCUUACCAGGAUCACCACAGUCCCCGCCGCCACAGCCGGCGGACCCGCAGCCGCAGCCCCGCUGAGAGCCGGACCUAUCAGGACCAUCAUCGCCGGGACUCCUUUGCGAGCAGCGACGUCGCUAGCCGUGGCACCGAUCGUGGAGUUGCGCGUCGAGUUGAACGUGGUGUCGAGCCUAGCCGCACCACUGCCAGCGGACCCUCGGUCCCUCCCAAGUCCCAAGGGAAGACGAAGGAUCUUCGACAGGGGAGUGGCCUCCAGUAUUAA